AUGAAAAACUUCGGCAACAACUGCCUCGGGAAUAUGCCUCUCAACUUUGCCAUAGGGGGCCCGUGCCUCCGCGACUACGACUACCAGUCCGAAGUCGACGUCCUUGGCCGCGUGAGACAACUAGCCGCAUUCUUUGAUUCGGAACGUUCUGCAAGUAGGGCGUUCACUGUGGCCGCUUUCCUCGCCAACAAGGAGUGGCUGAACCCGAGCCAAUUCCACAGAUGGGGAGGAUUCGACCAAUCGCGGAAUGUAUAUGUCGAUACGGGCGUUCCAACCAAGAAGACAUAUAUCGCGCUUUGGGGGGUCAUCACCGGGUCCGUUUUCCUCGGCCUCCACCUUCUCGGGUUGCUAGUGCUUGCCCUGUACGCCUUUUGGAUGAGGCCAUUCACGCCUUGGUUGGGUGCAGAACUCGUUGUCAAGGCUGGUACGGCACAUGCCGAUAUUCUGAGCGCUGCCGAAGGGGACAAGCAGUGGAAGCAGACUGUUGCUGCGUGCCCAGGGUUCGUCGGGGACGAGAAACCCACGGAUGAUGUGGGUCGUAUCGCAUUUGGCGCUACUGCUGCCUUGAGCAGAACACGGGGCAAGAAGUUUGAGGAGCUAUAG
Alternaria hordeiaustralica is the source of this 603-nucleotide messenger RNA. RefSeq lists its product as uncharacterized. NCBI's taxonomy places the organism in Eukaryota, Fungi, Ascomycota, Dothideomycetes, Pleosporales, Pleosporaceae. The coding region runs from base 1 to 603 and encodes 200 amino acids. The record is from RefSeq and is a predicted model, not a curated record. The transcript has 2 exons.